UUUUUUUUUUAUUUUUAUUUUUUUGUUUUUGGUUAAUUUUGCGCUUUGGCCCGUUUCUUUUUCUGGUUACACUAAUCCUUGGAGCCAUGGUUGCUGAAGCGAAGGAUCAAACCACACAAUCUUACCAGGAUGUGGCUAAUCAACCAAAGAGCUUAUCCCCUGAUGCAACUGGCUUUGCACUUAAGGUGAGAAAACCCUAUACUAUCACAAAACAGAGAGAGAGGUGGACAGAGGAGGAACAUCAAAGGUUUAUUGAGGCCCUGAAGCUGUAUGGCCGUGCUUGGCGCCAAAUUGAAGGACACGUGGGGACCAAAACCGCCAUCCAAAUUCGCAGCCACGCUCAAAAGUUCUUUGCAAAGGUCACCAAAGAUUCACCCGGAGAUGCAGAAGGAUCUCUGAACCCAAUCCAGAUUCCCCCUCCUCGACCUAAGAAGAAACCUUCACAUCCUUACCCUCGUAAAAUGGUCGACUCAGCCAAUACAGAAGCUGUGGCCGUGGCCCCUCAACAAGCAGAAGGGUUGACCGAUAUGUCUGUUUCUGAGAGAGAAAACUAUUCCCCAACUUCAGUUUUGUCGGCCAUCGGUUCCAACAAUGUGGAAUCCCCACUUGCCGAGACUCAAAAAUCCAGCCUUUCACCGGCUUCAUGUGCGACUGAUAAUGCUAAUGAUAAUGAACAUGCCAUGUCAGAUGAGUCUUCGAAAGAGGAAGACGGUUUGGGUUUAUCGUUGAAAAUGUGUGCUGCUUCGGGCCCGGAUAAUAAAUCCUCUACCGUGAAGUUCGAGUUAUUUCCUGAUGAGGGAACUGAAUCGUCGCCAUGUGGUGGACAAAAUUGUGCAAGUAUUAAACUAUUUGGGAAGACAGUUGUGGUAAGAGAUAAUCCAAAACAGUCCGAAGAAGCUUUGGAAGAUAAUGAAUCCUUAGUCCCUGGUGUUGUUCUGAGUGAGGUUUCUGAAAUGGAAAAAUCUAGAAACUCGAAUCUUGAAGUUUCUGAAUUAUUCUCGAAUAGUGCAACUCCAUUGAAUCCAGUGGGUGGCCCAACGGAAAACGUAUUUAGUUUCCCGUGGUGCACUUGGUACAAUGGUCCUGUUUACUACCCUUACCAUUUACCCGUAGAAAAUGUCGAAAACGGCCCCGGAGGAGUAAAUGAAGAAGAGGAGUCUCUUGUUGGUUCAAACAGUGGGUCCAUGAGUGAAGUCAAUGCCGAGAACCGAUACAGUGAUGUGGUUGAGUCAAGAAAUUUGUCGGACAGGAGAAGAGGGAAAGGUUUUGUUCCGUACAAACGGUGUUUGGCUGAGAGGGAUGAAAAAUCGUCGUUUUCCUUUGUGCAAGGACGUGAGAGUCAGCGGGCUCGUGUUUGCUCAUAGCACUUACUGCUAUAAUUUAGCUAUUUCUUUCGUUUUUUUCCGGUAACACUUCUAACCCGGGUCACCUUUUUCGACAGUGGAGUUCUAGCUGCCAAAUGUGAGAUUUUAAUUUCAUGCAGUACAUUCAACUUCUGAAUAAUCAUAGGUGACCUCGUAUUGACAAUAACACAAUAGAAUGUGAUGUUUAUUUUAUUUUAUUUUUUUUGUUCUUUUCUUUUUUUCCUAGUUGAACUGUGUUUCAGAUUUCGUAAUUUACAAUGUAACUUUUGUACAAACUUUUACUGUCUAAUCUCCCUGCUAAUUCAGCUUGUUCAAUCAUUGAAGCCUCAACUUAUUCUUU
Molecule: messenger RNA, 1704 nt
Organism: Striga asiatica
Lineage: Eukaryota; Viridiplantae; Streptophyta; Magnoliopsida; Lamiales; Orobanchaceae
Source: the annotation of a GenBank genome assembly